AUGUUCGUAGAACCGGUGGAUCCCGUGAAGCUCAAGAUCGUGGACUACUUCCAGUAUGUGAAGAAUCCUAUGGCCCUCAAUGAUGUCGCGGGCAAGCUAUCUCACAACCCAGCCAAGGGGAGCUUCCGGAAAUAUAAGGACGUGUACGAGUUCCGGGACGACAUGCGGCAGAUCUGGGAAAAUUGCCGCCUCUACAACCCCAUCGGCCAGCCAGUGCGGACCAACGGGGACUGGAUGAGCGAGUACUGGGAGAAGAAGUGGGCCAUCUCUGGCAUAGAGCAGAAGUGGGAGGAAGAGCAGCUCAGGCAGCGUCAUGAAGAAACGAUGCUGGCUGGCGGGCCUGAACUGCCUCACCACAUGGAAGAAAUGGACAGGGAGCUGCGCAUGCUGCAGCAACAGGAUGGUGAGGUGGCGGCGCCUGGCAACAGGCCGAUGACCUUUGAGGAGAAGCGCAGGCUGAGCCAGGGGCUGGGAUCGCUGUCUGGCGACAAACUGGGCCUCGUCAUGGAGAUCAUUGCAGAGUGCCAGCGCAUUGACCAGGAGGCGGAGGUGGAAGUGGACAUAGAUGACCUGAACCAGGAUACGCUGUGGCGGCUCAAUGCGCUCGUGACCGACAUGUCCAUAGGCCGCGUCCUCGACACGGGUGGUGCAACCAUGCGUGAAGGCGGAGAUGGCGCCGGGGGCGCCAACCAUGAGGGUGGGGCAGGGCCGAGGGCGAGGCAGGAGGACAAACAGCAGGAGUCUGCAGAGGCACCGCUGGAGCGCAGUGGGCAUGGCAUGAGCGGCCAAGGGGACUCUGAGGCUGAGGCAUCUGACUCGCAAGGAGAAGUGGGCUCAAAGCAGCUGGCGGGCUCCACUGCAAAUCAUGGCACCAAAGUGCAACAAAGCCAUGCCGGGGACGGCAUGGAUUUCGUGUCAGCCACUGUCCCGCGACAACAGCCGCAAAUCAUUAAGAACAUGGCCAACAAAAAGGAGGUGACUUUGCAGAAUGCCAAUGCAUGGGCGACGCUGACAGACAAGCCGGAUGACGAGGGCGGGGGUGGCGAUGGCGAUGCAGAGGGUGAGGAAGGCGAGGAGGGCGGCGAUGAGGGCAACAACCUCUGGGACCAGUUCAAGACCCUUGAGGAGCAACAGCAGCAGCAGGAGGAGGACAAGAAGGUGGAGGAGGAGCGGAAAAGGAAGGAGAGGGAAGCUGCCGAGGAGGCCGCCGCGCGCGAAGCCGAGGAGCGCCGCGCUGCGGCUGAAGCCGAGGCCGAAGCACAGCGCGCAGCUGAGAGGGAAUUGGUAGAGCAGGAGCGGCGCGAAAUCGAGGAGCAGCGCGCAAAGGAGGUUGCCCAGCUGCAGCGGUUUGUCACUCGGGCAGAGUUCAGAUUGGAGACAAUGAGCAUUGGACUGUCUGGCGCUGCUGGGAGCACCUGGUCUAUUUUAGCUGCCCUAGCAUCUGAGUGGGGGGCGGUGCUGCCGCACAACAAAUGGAACGUGUGCACUGAGCAGGAGAACCUGGAGAAGCCGUCGACCUUCCGAGAGGAGCAGGAGCUGUUCACGGGCACCGACCACAACGCCCUCGGAGACGUGUUCGGCCUGCAGCUCAAGGGAGGCGACGACGACGACGAGGACUUUGGGGAUGACGAUGAUGACGAUGAUGCAGAGGACGGAGAAGUCUGA
This is a messenger RNA of Coccomyxa subellipsoidea C-169, 1665 nucleotides long. RefSeq lists its product as hypothetical. Bases 1 to 1665 code for a protein of 554 amino acids. The record is from RefSeq and is a predicted model, not a curated record. NCBI's taxonomy places the organism in Eukaryota, Viridiplantae, Chlorophyta, Trebouxiophyceae, Coccomyxaceae. The transcript has 11 exons. Gene Ontology annotation, molecular function: protein binding.